This is a messenger RNA of Phymastichus coffea, 2131 nucleotides long. RefSeq names its product molybdenum cofactor biosynthesis protein 1 (gene Mocs1). NCBI's taxonomy places the organism in Eukaryota, Metazoa, Arthropoda, Insecta, Hymenoptera, Eulophidae. Gene Ontology annotation, biological process: Mo-molybdopterin cofactor biosynthetic process. The coding region runs from base 352 to 1980 and encodes 542 amino acids. The record is from RefSeq and is a predicted model, not a curated record. Gene Ontology annotation, molecular function: GTP 3',8'-cyclase activity; 4 iron, 4 sulfur cluster binding; cyclic pyranopterin monophosphate synthase activity. The transcript is spliced from 7 exons.
AUGAAAGAAAUAGCAACAAAUAGUGACAGCUUCUAUCUCUUUCUAGUCUACACUUAUUUGCGUGACGACAGCUAAUAAGACCAAUAAGCGUCGACUAGAAAGAGAUAGAAGCUUCCAACUAUUUGUUACUAUCUCUCUCACUCUUGCGGAUAAUUCCACAACCUGGUAUCAGCAGUCUAUCCUUUAUAUAUACCUAUGUAUAUAGCGUAUAAAUUCAUUUGUCAUAUAAACGAACCAGAUAAAACAUGUGACCUGUAGGCACGAAGCAUACUUGAGAAUUAAAGUGUAUAACAGUUAUUUAUUUUCACCGAUAUAACUUUAUUUAUUAUUUUGAGUUGUGAUUUGGUUAACAUGUUGAAGACCUUUAACAAGUUUUGUGUACUUUCUGCUAGUUAUUCAACAGGUGGAUUUGCAUUGAAGUCUUCAAGUAGACUAACAACAAUGAGGGAAAAACUUGAAAAAGAUAUUGGUUCUGUACUCAGAGAUUCAUUUGGUCGCCAUCAUACAUACCUCAGGAUUUCUCUGACAGAAAGGUGUAAUUUGCGAUGUACAUACUGUAUGCCUGCAAAUGGAGUUGAACUUACAAAAAAAGAAAAACUUUUAAGUACUCAUGAAAUAAUCCAGUUGGCUGAUCUUUUUGUUAAAGCAGGCAUCAAUAAAAUUCGUCUAACUGGAGGAGAACCAACAGUGAGGAAAGAUAUUGUAGACAUUGUUGCACAUUUAAAAGGUAUCAAAGGAUUAGAAACUCUUGCCAUGACUAGUAAUGGAAUUAUGCUGACUAGACUGCUACCAUCUUUACAGAAAGCUGGUUUGGAUUUACUGAACAUUUCUUUAGAUACUUUGAAGCCAGAACGCUUUGAAAAAUUCACAAGGAGAAAUGGAUGGACCCGAGUUAUGGCUUCCAUUGACUUAGCAAUACAAUUAGGAUAUAAACCUGUAAAAAUAAAUACUGUGAUCAUGAGAGAUUUUAAUGAAGAUGAAUUAGUGGAUUUUGUAGAGUUAACAAAGAAUAAGCCUUUAGAUGUGAGAUUCAUUGAAUACAUGCCAUUUUCUGGCAACAAUUGGAAUAGUAGUAAAAUGGUUCCAUUUUCUGAAAUGAAAAAGAUCAUUAAAAAAAAAUAUCCAGAGUUUAAAAGACUGUCGGAUAAACCUAAUGAUACAUCAAAGGCUUAUCGCGUGUCCGGAUAUCAAGGGCAAGUAGGUUUUAUUACUUCAAUGAGUGAAAACUUCUGCAGCUCCUGUAAUCGUUUAAGAAUAACCGCAGAUGGAAAUUUGAAAGUAUGCCUAUUUGAGGGUAAAGCAGAAGUGUCUUUGCGAGAUGCCUUGAGAAAUGGGGCUUCCACUGACGAUUUGAAAGACUUGAUUAAACAUGCUGUACUUCGGAAGAAGAAGCAACAUGCAGUGAAAUCUACAUCCAAAUGGAAAAACGUAACCAUGGUAUCUGGGAAUAAAAUAAUAGGUUUAAUAGGAUUUUCAUCGCAGCGGGCGAGAUGUUUCUCUUCAUUGACGCACGUAGAUGAAAGCGGAAAAGCAAAAAUGGUAGACGUGGGAUUUAAAAAGCCGAGCGAGCGCAGCGCACGAGCCAAAGGAUACAUCCAUGUCGGAGCCCUAAUUAGCAAGCUGAUUGCAGAAAAUAGCUUAAAAAAGGGCGAUGCCCUGACGGUAGCUCAGUUAGCUGGAAUAAUGGCUGCUAAGAAGACGUCGGAGUUAAUACCUCUAUGUCAUCCUCUAACGAUCAAUUGCGUGAGCGUAGAGUUGCGUUUGAAUGAGGAACUGCAUAGGGUUGAAAUCAGCGCAGAAGUUUGUUGCAGUGGCAAAACUGGUGUUGAAAUAGAGGCACUAACGGCCGUCAGCGUGGCAGCUCUCACGGUAUUCGAUAUGUGUAAAUCUGUAGUUGCUGCCCCAGACAUAAUGCAUAUAUCCUGCGUGGAAUUGGUAUCGAAGACAGGUGGCAAAAGAGGUGACUUUCACAGGCAAUAGUAACUAAUUUAUGUUUAUUUUUUCCGUACAAAUAUAGCGUAAUUUACAAAAAUAAUAAUAAUAAUAAUAAAGAUGAUGAUAGUAAUAAUGACAAUGUUAAUGAUAAUGAUAAACGAAACAACAACGAUAAAGAUUAUUAACGCUACGAAAG